Messenger RNA from Eublepharis macularius, 4907 nucleotides. RefSeq names its product N-deacetylase and N-sulfotransferase 2 (gene NDST2). Gene Ontology annotation, molecular function: heparan sulfate N-sulfotransferase activity; deacetylase activity. Bases 780 to 3419 code for a protein of 879 amino acids. NCBI's taxonomy places the organism in Eukaryota, Metazoa, Chordata, Lepidosauria, Squamata, Eublepharidae. Gene Ontology annotation, cellular component: Golgi apparatus. The record is from RefSeq and is a predicted model, not a curated record. The transcript has 16 exons.
CCGUGUGGAAGAUGGCGGCGGAGCGGCGCGGUGGCAGCCGAGCCAAAGGGAGUGAAUUUCGUGAGCCAAGAAUGAUCAGCUUGUGAGCUCUGUGCUGGCUGCUGAACAAAGGCGCUCAUUGAAAAGGUCUUGGAACAAAGACUGUGCCUAGAGCCAAGCAGAUUUGAAACCUGAACAGCACCUCGGUGUCAGCAGAGAGGCAGCAGUCGCCCGCAUGGCUUUCCUGUGCAGGGUCCCCUUCAGAUGGGACUGGCAAGCGCAUCUUGACCCAUGACAAAGUGACUGCGUUGGCUGACUGUGUGUGUGGGGCGUCCCAAGUGUAUGUGAGAAGUUUGCCUGAAGAAUCACAUUUACAGGUUGCCAAACAAGGGUGACCAACAUGUGACUGGCAAGCCACUUUGCUGAGGCAACUCCUCAGAUUGUGGGGGGGCCUGUGCAUCCCCUCCCCCAAUGGCCGGUUGAUUCACUUGAGAAGCCAGGGAGUUCAUAACAGCACAUGAGCCGCCAUCUCCCUAGGACUUGCGUGAGCCAGAGGAGAAGCAGAGGAGGAAGGAGCCACGCAGAGGAGCAAUGGGACUUGAAGGCCAUGGUUACUUGAGAUAAAUGGCAAACCAUUGGGAAUCUAGUCUUGCAGCUCCUCGCUUCAGUAUUACCCCUCUCUGCAGCUCCCGUUUCUUCUCCGUGAGCUGCCACUGGCUCUUCCAACGGUGGCGUUGGAGGCACCGAAGGCAGCUUGGUUGGUGCCAAGCGUGAGGAGGGGGUGAGCCACCCGCCUCACCAUGAUUCAGCUGUGGAAAGUAGUGAGGCACGUGAGACAGCUGGAGCUCCACAGACUGAUCUUGCUGCUCAUUGCCUUCAGCUUGAUCUCCAUGUGCUUCCUGGCUUACUAUGUCACCAACAGCCCCAAGAUUAAGGAGCCACCACCGUUGCCCUUCAGUGACUGUAGCAACCAGCAUAGGGUCCUCCUCCAGCCUCAGGCCAGCUGGAGACUGACAAAAUCAGUGGACAACUCUCGCACAGACCCUGUGGUGCUGGUUUUUGUGGAAAGCAUUUAUUCCCAGCUAGGACAGGAGAUUGUGGCCAUCUUGGAAUCCAGCCGGUUCAAAUAUAGGACAGAGAUUGCUCCUGGAAAGGGGGACAUGCCCACUCUGACGGACAAGGACCACGGCCGCUACGCUCUCAUUAUCUAUGAGAACAUUCUUAAAUACGUGAACCUGGAUACCUGGAACAGGGACCUCUUGGACAAAUACUGUGUGGAAUAUGGAGUCGGAAUCAUCGGCUUCUUCAAGGCAAACGAGAACAGCUUGCUAAGCGCUCAGCUCAAGGGUUUCCCCCUCUUCCUACAUUCCAACCUGGGGUUGCGAGACUAUCACAUCAAUCCCAGUGCCCCUCUGCUAUACGUGACCCAGGCAAAUGAAGUUGAGCAGGGCCCUCUGCCUGGCGAUGACUGGACAGUGUUCCAGUCUAAUCACACCACCUACGAACCCGUCUUGAUGGCCAGCACCAAGUCAUCCGAGUCAAUCCCUCACCUUGCUGCCCACAGGGCCUUGCACGCGACAGUAGUGCAAGACCUCGGACUACAUGAUGGCAUCCAGCGGGUCCUCUUUGGUAAUAACCUCAACUUCUGGCUGCACAAGCUCAUCUUUGUGGAUGCCAUUGCUUACCUGACUGGCAAGCGGCUCUGUCUGACUCUGGAUCGUUACGUCCUUGUGGACAUUGAUGAUAUCUUUGUGGGCAAGGAGGGCACACGCAUGAAGGUGUCCGAUGUAGAGGCUCUGCUGAACACUCAAAACAAGCUGAGGACUUUAGUCCCCAAUUUCACUUUCAACCUGGGAUUCUCUGGGAAAUUCUACCAUACAGGUACGGACGAGGAAGAUGAAGGGGAUGACAUGCUGCUGAAGCACAGAAAGGAGUUCUGGUGGUUCCCCCACAUGUGGAGUCACAUGCAGCCACACCUCUUUCACAAUGUUACUGUUCUGGCUGAGCAGAUGAAACUCAACAAGCAAUUUGCUCUGGAGCAUGGGAUUCCCACGGACUUGGGCUAUGCAGUCGCCCCCCACCACUCAGGGGUUUAUCCUGUCCAUGCACAGCUCUAUGAGGCGUGGAAAGCUGUCUGGGGUAUCCAAGUAACCAGCACAGAGGAGUAUCCCCACCUUCGGCCUGCCCGCUACCGCCGAGGAUUCAUCCACAAUGGGAUCAUGGUGUUGCCUCGGCAAACUUGUGGUCUCUUCACUCACACCAUCUUCUAUAAUGAAUAUCCUGGUGGCUCCAAAGAGCUCGACAAGAGCAUUCGUGGUGGUGAACUCUUCCUGACUGUCCUCUUGAAUCCCAUCAGCAUCUUCAUGACCCAUUUAUCCAACUAUGGGAAUGACCGGCUGGGGCUCUACACCUUCGAAAGCCUUGUCAAAUUCGUACAGUGUUGGACCAACCUUCGCCUUCAGACGCUGCCCCCCAUUCAGCUGGCCAAAAGAUAUUUCGAAAUAUUUUCACAGGAGAAGAACCCUCUCUGGCAGAACCCAUGCGAUGACAAACGGCAUAAGGACAUCUGGUCCAAAGAGAAGACCUGUGACCGGCUCCCCAAAUUCCUCAUCGUCGGACCUCAGAAAACAGGAACAACUGCUGUGCAUUUCUUCCUUUCCAUGCAUCCAGCUGUUACCAGUAACUUCCCAAGCCCAUCCACCUAUGAAGAGAUCCAAUUCUUUAAUGGGCCGAAUUACCACAAAGGGAUUGAUUGGUACAUGGAAUUUUUCCCCAUCCCCUCCAAUGCCAGCACAGACUUCAUGUUUGAGAAAAGUGCCAAUUACUUCGACACCGAGGCAGUUCCCAAGCGAAGUGCUGCCCUCCUUCCACGGGCCAAAAUCAUCGCCAUCCUGAUCAACCCAGCUGACCGGGCCUACUCCUGGUACCAGCACCAGCGUGCUCACAGUGACCCCGUGGCGCUCAACUACACUUUCUACCAGGUGAUUUCUGCUGGGUCCCAAGCCCCUCAAGAGCUGCACAACCUGCAAAGCCGCUGCCUGAGCCCGGGAUUGUACUCCACCCACCUGGAGCGAUGGCUGACCUAUUAUCCCUCGGGGCAGAUUCUGAUUCUGGACGGGCAGGAACUCCGACACAGCCCCUCCUCCACCAUGGAGAACAUUCAAAGGUUUCUGGGGGUCACACCACUCUUCAACUACACCCAAGCACUCAAGUUUGAUGAGGCAAAGGGGUUUUGGUGCCAGGUACUGGAUGGAGGGAAGACCAAGUGCCUGGGGAAAAGUAAAGGGAGAAAAUAUCCAGAGAUGGAUUCCUCGUCCCGCAUGUUCCUGGCUGACUUCUAUCGCGAGCACAACAUCGAACUCUCCAAGCUGAUGAACAAGCUGGGGCAGCCCCUGCCCACCUGGCUCCACGAGGAACUGCAGAACUCGAGCUGGAGCUGAAUGAAGGGGAGCGCUCUGGCCCCAGAACUGCCAGGCACAGGGAUGGGAAAGCCACUUGGAAUCGACACCCACCUCGCCUGCCUCUUCUUGAGCAGCAGCGUUAGAGGACCGAACAGGGAGCGUGCUUGUGAACCCGGAUGGUGGGACGGAGUGUGGACAAUACGCCUCCCAGUAUUAACGGUUUGGGGAUUUUUUUAAGACAUCCACCUAUGGAACAAAACUGCACAAGGUGUAAUGCAGUUGUUCUUCCACCCCCAUCCCACCAUUCAAGGAUAGGAAUGCCACAGGAACGCAUGCGGUCUGUAAUCCUGGGGGUAGGAAAGCCUAGAGCGAACGUGAGUGGGAAACCAACGCAUGCAAAUGUCUAGGUCACUGCGACAUUCCGUGUUAAUCCCCAACUGCUCAGGAGGCCCACAGGCGGAAGUCUUACUCGUGCAACUGCCCCAUUGUGUGGGGGUGGGGGUGUGGGGGAGGGGGUGACAGACAACAAAGUGCAUGUCCCUGGGGGUAGUCUUGGCCGUUCCAACAGUAUCCAAGGGAACAGGGAGGGAGGAAUCGUGGAGGAUGAGGCAGCGGAAACUUUCCAAGACUCCUUAUUGGAGAGGGGAAAGUCUUUGUCCCCUCUGCCUGCAGCAGGCGCAAGACGACAAAGGACACAAGUCUGAUGUUGCCGCGUUCAGAGGCUAUGAACAGGCACCUGUCCACUUGCAGCUAAUCACAGCAGUCUUAAUGGGCAGUGAGGGGUCGAAAGGCAGCUUCCUACCAUUCUCGUCUGGAAAGCUGCAUGUUCUCCCGCAGUGGGACUUCUGCCUCUUUUCAUUUGUUGGCACCACGCAGGGAGAGAGGAAAUGCAGAUCAGCAUCUGUCUGGUCAAAUGGCCCAUUCUUUCUUCCAGGUCUACAGGUGGUGGGAGCUCCAGCCAGCUCAUUCCCCAGCAUUUCCUCUCUGCGAUCAGCACCCUAGUUGUGCAGCGGCCAGCCAGACUCCUGCCCCUUCUUUCCAAACACAUCUUACAUCAAGGCCCGGGGGGGGGGGGCAGCAGCAUCAACUGCUCAAGCACUAGGCUGACUGGUGCGUGUGUGUGAAGCGGGCAGCAGUGGUGGGACGAUUCCUUCAAGCUAUUUGCACAUAACUCCUCUGCGUCUCUAUUCUCAUAGGGAGAGAAAUGGUCUCAGCCAAGCUUAUACAUUGAGCCUUGUGUAUUUUUUUAAAUGGUGAAUUGACCAUUGUCUGUAAAUAGACAGUAUGGACUAUAUACUACUUCAUUCAAUGUGUCCCCAAAGCAGGGCAAAUACUGUGCAACCAAAAAAAAACCCGGAACCAACGAAACAAAAACCUGUGGCUGAAGAGAAACGCAAGCGCCCUGCUUCCUGCACUGGAUUCAUGUAUAGUGUCAUUCACAUUGAAUGAUGAUGAUGAUGAUGAUGAAGCAUAAAUUCUUGGCUCUUGCAGCUGAGCACAAUGUCUAAAUAAAGGUUAGACGUAGCA